CCCUUUAGCUCUCUCAACUUUGACUUCUGCCGCAGACGUUGCACUAACUGAUCUAACCCUCCUCACCAGCUACCGAGAAACUUAUCUCAUCUGGCAACACAUCGGCCGAUUUUCAAAAAAGUGGGCCAGAUGCCUUUGAAGAGGGGUGGACCAACCGCCGAGAACGGAAGCCUCUGAUAACAGAAACCCCAAUGCUGCCAGCUUCCUGAGGCCACAGAUGUCACAAGGCCCGCUGAGUAGAAGUUGAGCUUUUGACCUCGUUGUCAGGGUAACAGAGUGAAAAAAAAAAAGCAAGAAGGAAAGAGGAGUCAAGUCAUUCCAUCCUAGCAGUAGCUACGUUGACUUCUCUUCUGGACCCUAAGUCAGACAGCCCUCACCAAACACGUCGUGAAGACAGCAUUUCCAUUCUGUGUCACUGACCCGUCCAAGGGACCUCCACAAUCAGUCACCAGCCCGCGACUGAGAAACAGAGAAUGGGGCUUUGGGCUUUGGCGAUUCUGACAGUUCCCAUGUAUUUCACAGAAACAAAGAGCAGUAAACCAUUCUGGGGUCUGGAAAAUGAGGCUUUAAUUGUGAGAUGCCCCAUAAGCAGUGGCUCCCUUUAUCCCGUGGAAUGGUAUUACUUAAAUACAAAUGAAAGUAUUCCUACUCAAAAAAGAAAUCGGAUCUUUGUCUCAAGAGAUCGUCUGAAGUUCCUACCAGCCAGAGUGGAGGACUCGGGGAUUUAUGCUUGCAUUAUCAGAAGUCCCAACUUGAAUACGACUGGAUACAUGAAUGUCACCAUACAUAGACAGCUACCAGGCUGCAAUAUUCCUGAUUAUUUGAUGUACUCAACAGUAGCUGGAUCAGAAAAAAAUUCCAAGAUAACUUGUCCAACGAUUAAACUCUAUACCAGGACAGCACCUGUUCAAUGGUUUAAGAACUGCAGAGCUCUGCAAGGACCAAGGUACAGGGCGCAUGGAGCAUACUUGUUCAUUAACAACGUGAGGCAAGAUGAUGAAGGAGAUUACACGUGUAAAUUCACACACACUGAGAAUGGAACCACUUACAUUGUGACCGCAACCAGAUCAUUCACAGUGGAAGACAAAGGCUUUUCUGUGUUUCCAGUAAUUACUGCUCCUCCACACAACAAAACAAUAGAAGUGGAAAUGGGAAAAACAGUGAACAUCACCUGCUCAGCUUGCUUCGGUAAAGGCUCUCAGUUCUUGACUGAUGUCCUGUGGCAGAUUAAUAAAAGGAAUGUUGAAAAUUUUGGAGAAGAAAGAAUUCAAGAGGAGAAAGAACAAAAUCAAAGUUCCAGCAAUGACAUGGAUUGUUUAACCUCAGUGUUAAGAAUAACUGAUGUGACAGACAAGGAUUUGUCCCUGAAAUAUGACUGUAUGGCCCUGAACCAUCAUGGCAUCAUAAGGCACACUGUGAGACUGAGAAGAAAACAGACAACUGAUCAUCAAAGCACCUACUACAUAGUUGCGGGAUGUAGUGUAUUGCUAAUGCUUGUCAAUGUCUUGGUGAUAGUCUUAAAAGUGUUCUGGAUUGAGAUUGCUCUGUUCUGGAGGGACAUAGCAACACCUUACAAAACUCAAAAUGAUGGCAAGCUUUAUGAUGCUUACAUCAUUUACCCACGGGUCUUCAGGGGCGGCUCAGCAGGAACCAGCUCUGUGGAGUACUUUGUUCAUCACACUCUGCCUGACGUUCUUGAAAAUAAAUGUGGCUACAAGUUAUGCAUUUAUGGGAGAGACCUGUUGCCCGGACAAGAUGCAGCCACUGUAGUGGAAAGCAGUAUCCAGAGCAGCAGAAGACAGAUGUUUGUCCUGGCCCCUCGCAUGAUGCACAGCAAAGAGUUUGCUUACGAACAGGAGGUUGCCCUGCACAGCGCCCUCAUCCAGAACAACUCCAAGGUGAUUCUUAUUGAAAUGGAGCCUCUGGGUAAAGCCAGCCGACUGCAGGUUGGGGACCUUCAAGAUUCGCUCCAGCACCUUGUGAAAAUUCAGGGGACCAUCAAGUGGAGGGAAGACCACGUGGCCAACAAGCAGUCUCUAAGCUCCAAAUUUUGGAAGCAUGUGAGGUACCAAAUGCCAGUGCCAACCAGACUCCCCAAGUUGGCAUCUGGUGCGGCUCCUCUGCGUGACAAGACAUGCUUGGACCUGAAACACUUCUGAGUUGUGGACCUGACCAGCCAGAGCUGGGUGUGUCCCAGGAGCAGGCAGUGGAGUGGAGCUGUGAAGACUUGGGAUGUCAAGCGUUGCAGCGUCAGGUCCCAGCUAACAGACUAUGCUAGUUCGUUUUCCUAUUUGUGGAUGGGGCCAUACCUCCCUUCUCUGUGCUUUCCUUUGUCCAUGUCAUCUGUUUGUGGCACAACAUCAUCCCCUGUGCCUUUUCUUUUCUUUCAUUUCUCUUUUUAUUCCUUCUUUUUUUUUUUUUUUGGUUUUGAGAUGGCUCAGUCGUUAAAGGCUAGGCUCACAACCAAAAAUAUUCCUUCUUUUUAAUCCUCAACAGUAAUUUACUUUCUGAGUAUCAAGCUGAUGUUCUUGCAUAAAAUUCUGAUUCAUUUCAAAGAGCAUUCUCAUGCCCAGAUGGAGAACAUUCCCAACACACCAGAAUUUCUUUCUUAUCUUUUUUGAUACACAGUUUUGUCAUGUCAAUAUUGCCAAAUUUGUUAGAAUACCUUGUCCAAAUCGCCAUUACAAUCAAGUUUUUUUUUCAGUUGUAAAUGUCUUUUAUGUGUUUUUAUUCUCUUUAGAAAUAUUUUCUCACUAUAAAAGUAAUAAAGGUAUAUUUGAAAACAGAAGGUAUGAAAGAAAAUAUAAUAAAAAGCAAUUAUAACCCUGUCAUCUUAAGAUUAAUUUUGGCAAGUAAGUCUGUAUUUUAAAAUAUGAUUAAAAUGUAUAUAUAUGUAUAUAUAUAUAUAUAUAUAUGAUUUGUAUAGCUGGGAUUGUAUAGUACUGACUUUGCAUUUUUCCUAUUUCUCACCAUAAUGAAAAUCUAUGGUACAUUACUGAGCUUCCUUAACACCACAGGUAUUCAGAAUGUCUCAUCUUAGCUUGUGCUGCAGACUCCAGCUAAAGCGGCCACUAUGAGAAACAAGUCUGCCAUGUUACAUGAUUGCAUCUUUUACCUAAUGACUCAAAUACGUUUGUCACCAUGAGACAACUUGCUUUUUGUGAUAUUUCUAUGACAUGUGUAGGGAAUUUGGACAGAACAGACAAUCUGUAGUCAAAGGUUCUCUGGAAAGUCUUCUUCAGGAGAACACACAUACUUUGGGGUCAUAGACACCCAGGAGUGGAUCCAGAGCCAAGGCAGGUGUCUUAUUGGCACCUCGAGUUUUGCUGGUAGAGAUGAGCCAUGCCUUAGUUGGGUUACUCACUAAGUGAUGGGAUUCCACACUAAAAUGACAAUGAAAACAAAAUAUAUAGACUCUUGAAAUGGAGAGCAAUUUUGAACUCAUGGUCAACAUAUAUUUCAGAGUCCUGGCUGCAGAGAAAUCAUAUACCCAGAAGUCUGUGUAAAGUAUCUAGAAACCCCUCUUUCUAGGGAUUCCAUGCUCUUAAUCUGUACUCUUAAAUUUUCUUGCUAGGUAAACAUUCCCUAAAGUUCAAUUAUAAAGGCUGAAGUUUUAGCUGAAGAUGAUCUGGAAUUCAAAUUUACCUCUGCAUCUAUCCUGUGGUUGUCCAUGCUAUAUCCACUUGCUCUAUUGUAGUAGAGUGCUGUGUUCUUACAUAACAUUAUCUACUUUUAUUGACUUGCCCGAAACUGACCCAUGAAAGGCAUGCUGUGUAUAUAACUAGUUCACACAAUAGAAUGUGGGACCAGGAAGGAAUCCUUGUUUUGGAUAACCAGCUCCAUGACUGUGAGUAAGUUCCUUAAUGUCCUCAAAUAAAAGUUUUCUUAGCUCAGAUGAAAUGCAAUACCACACUAGAUUCUUUUGCUAAUAGAAAAUAGAAGAAUUUGGACUUCAGAAACAAUUCAGUAAAUACUCAUAUUUGGAAUUAUAAAAUCUCAUUGUACACCAUGUGAGUUGACUGUAUUCCAUGAUUUAUCUUAAUGAAGACCUCUAAAAAUAAAAUUCUCUCCAGUCUCCUA
Molecule: messenger RNA, 4080 nt
Organism: Peromyscus californicus insignis
Lineage: Eukaryota; Metazoa; Chordata; Mammalia; Rodentia; Cricetidae
Gene: Il33r
Product: interleukin 1 receptor like 1
Exons: 12
Coding region: 474-2159 (561 amino acids)
Biological process (GO): signal transduction
Molecular function (GO): interleukin-1 receptor activity; interleukin-33 binding; interleukin-33 receptor activity
Source: RefSeq, a predicted model, not a curated record